AUGAUAACGGAUAAUCAAUAUAUGGAUGCUGUCCAAAAAUUUUUCAAUGGGAAACUAAAGCAAUUCAAAGAAUCAGGUGGUUGGGAUGUAGUCAGUGAAAAAGCACGACGUUGUACUUAUAACCGUUACUUGGAAGCUGGAACUGAGGAUUGUGAAAACACUGCGAGACUGAUCGAAAGUUUGAUGGUCACACUGAAGACAAUGAAAUGUGAAAUGCAAGCUGAAGUGGAGCGUUUAGAAGCUAGACAGUUUGAGCGCAUUAGUUUUACAAAAAUGGUCGAAAUUAUUGAUAGUGCUACGAAGAAAACAGAGAAUAUCUCUGAGAACUGCACAAAUAAUAUGAAUAUGGUUGACAAGCUUGUCGAGAGAGUAGAUCCAGUUAUUCCUCUUCCAUCCAUCUCUAUUGUUAACUUGGAAGCAACAACUUCAGGGCUACAAUUAAUAGGGAGCACUUCGAGAAGUGAUCAGAGCAGUGCUUGCAAACAAAUUCAAGGGAAAUCAACUAGGACUCUUGUUGAGAAACUGUAUAGGCCACUGGCAUCCCUAACAGGCUCAUUUACGGUAGAUGAAGAUGAAGAUACAGUAACGUUUUUGGAGCCAUUGCGAGUUCUGACAUUCCAAGAUACAACAAUGGACGAUACUGUAAGGGGUAAAGACGACCUGGAUCAAAUAACAAGCAGUUUAAAGGAAGAAACUGUGGGACCAAUACGCAUAUCAGAACCUCCUGUAUUGAAGUCCGAACUUGCUAAACAAUGGAUUCGUGAAGUUGCAAAGAAAACGUUCUAG
Messenger RNA from Brugia pahangi, 786 nucleotides. Lineage: Eukaryota; Metazoa; Nematoda; Chromadorea; Rhabditida; Onchocercidae. The record is from the annotation of a GenBank genome assembly.